Messenger RNA from Sitophilus oryzae (rice weevil), 2267 nucleotides. Its product is annotated as phosphatidylinositol 5-phosphate 4-kinase type-2 alpha-like. Gene Ontology annotation, biological process: phosphatidylinositol metabolic process. Gene Ontology annotation, molecular function: phosphatidylinositol kinase activity. Lineage: Eukaryota; Metazoa; Arthropoda; Insecta; Coleoptera; Curculionidae. The record is from RefSeq and is a predicted model, not a curated record.
AUGAAGAAACAUUUUCGAGUGAAACACCAGAAAGUUAAGUUGUUCAGAGCCAACGAACCGUUCCUGAGUGUUUUUAUGUGGGGUAUCAACCAUACAGUAAAUGUAUAUUUUUUCAGAUUAAUGAACUUAAUGCAUGUUACAAUUCCGGUGAUGCUUCUGCCAGACGAUUUCAGAGCGUAUUCUAAAAUAAAGAUUGACAACCACCUAUUCAAUAAGGAGAAUCUACCGUCACACUUCAAAGUAAAAGAAUACUGCCCUAUGGUAUUUCGGAAUAUCCGAGAAAGGUUUGGCAUAGAUGAUCUGGAUUAUAAAGAAUCACUAACAAGGUCUCAACCACUGCCCGACGAUUCAGCUGGCAAAAGUGGGGCAAAAUUCUACCAAAGCUACGACAAAAUUUUUAUUAUAAAAACUCUUACAUCGGAAGAAGUGGAACGAAUGCACAGCUUCCUAAAGCAUUAUCACCCGUAUAUCGUUGAAAGACAUGGCAAAACAUUGUUGCCACAGUAUCUAGGCAUGUACAGGCUGACGGUUGACAACGGGGAACACUACAUUGUUGUCAUGCGUAACGUUUUUUCCAAUCACUUAGGGAUUCACCGAAAAUUCGAUUUGAAAGGCUCCACUGUCGACAGAGAAGCUUCAGAAAAAGAAAGAGAGAAAGACUUACCCACAUUGAAAGACAAUGAUUUUGUUAAUGAGCAAAUGAAGGUCUUUAUAGGGGAAGAGGCCAGGUCUAAACUGAUGGAAACAUUGACAGCCGAUGUCGAUUUCCUAACCAGAUUACAUCUGAUGGACUACAGUCUGUUGCUUGGUAUCCACGAAGUAGAGCGAGGCGAGCAAGAACUGCAAAGACAACGCGAACUUGAAGCGGAGAAUCCACAGGAUUCAGACGAGAGUGAAUCCGGAUCCGGCUUGGAGAACAGAGGCCAGAUCGGAUUCAAUACCCCUCCGGAUUCGCCCAACGCCUUGCCUCAAUAUUUGAGGGAACAGAGCAGCCUACAGUAUGAAGGUGGUAUAAUCCCCGAGCUAGACAUAUACGCCAUUCCGUCUUGCGAGACUGCUCCCGUCAAAGAGAUAUACUUCGUUGCCAUCAUAGACGUGCUGACGCAUUACGGUGUGAAAAAACAGGCCGCCAAAGCCGCCAAAACUGUCAAAUACGGAUCCAACGUCGACGGGAUCAGUACUUGCGAUCCCGAGCAGUACGCCAGAAGAUUUAUCGAUUUCAUGAGCAAAUCCAUAGAGUAGAGAAGAGGGAUAUAAUUCUUUUUGGGGCAAUAAUUUCGGUUGUUUUAGUUUGUUUAAGUUUCUGGACCGUUUGAUCGAAAAAAGGCGUCACAGACAGCUGGGGAACGAUGAUUAUGAUAAUUUUGGAGAGUACUACGGGCCAGGUAAAUGACGUCUAUACAGGGUUGUUCCCAAAAUUUUACUACCCUGUAUCUAAAAAGUUAAGAUGUUUAGGACAUAUAUUCAUAUGAAGUUUUUUUCUUAGAAUAGGUCCAAAAAUCACCACCUUAAAUAUUAGUAUGUCAUUAAGGAACAACCUGUAUAGGGCUUGACCUCGCCAAAAUUAUUUUCGAUUGUCAGCCGUCUUUGACGCCUUUUUUUCGAUCGUAUGUUAUAAAACGGUGUACUACUCCAAGCAACCUAUCUUUAUUAAGGGGUUUGGUUUAAACUGCAACAAGAAAAUACAGGACGGUUUCUAUUUAUUAAUAUACAGGGUGUCCCAAUAGAAGAAUACACGCUACGGGGUGUAUCUCGUAAACCAGGAGAGAUACAGGGAUGAUUCAAAUAGAUAAAAGUUGUGUCGUUUUGAAUUCUACAAAGUGAUAGUUUCGAAUCUAAAAAAAUCCGGAUAUUUUCGGAGAAACCCCGAUUUUUUUCUAAAGAUUUAUUUUUUAUUUUUUCCUGAAUAUAUUUAAAAAGAUACUACAAUAAAUAUUUUACGUUCUUUUGUUAUUUUUGCAGCUCUACAAGCGGGUGUUGUCAUAUUUUUAAUCGGAUAUUAUUAUUAUACAUUUUUUGGGGGUUUGGGGGGUAAGUGUAAUACAUCGUUGUAUUUGGAAGGUUCUAGGCUUCGAAAAAAUCGAAUAAAAAAUGCAGGUCCGUAUUUGAAAAAAUAGAGUUGAUGAUGAUAUUUCGGGAACGAAACGUCCGAUUGGAAAUCUGGCAACACCGUCUUGUAGAGCGGCGAAAAUUGCAAUAGGAAUGUGAAGUUUGUAUUGUCGUAUAUUUUCAAAUUGAGUGAGAAAAAAAAUAAAUAAAAAAAAUCG